Messenger RNA from Xenopus laevis (African clawed frog), 2121 nucleotides. It is a transcript of the gene mgat2.S, whose product is annotated as mannosyl (alpha-1,6-)-glycoprotein beta-1,2-N-acetylglucosaminyltransferase S homeolog. The coding region runs from base 593 to 1891 and encodes 432 amino acids. Gene Ontology annotation, molecular function: alpha-1,6-mannosylglycoprotein 2-beta-N-acetylglucosaminyltransferase activity. Gene Ontology annotation, biological process: oligosaccharide biosynthetic process; protein N-linked glycosylation. The transcript is spliced from 2 exons. Lineage: Eukaryota; Metazoa; Chordata; Amphibia; Anura; Pipidae. The record is from RefSeq and is a predicted model, not a curated record. Gene Ontology annotation, cellular component: Golgi membrane; membrane; Golgi stack.
AAUGGACCUGCGCAGGACUCUACCACUACCACCCACACCCUCAGCAAACACCCCCUCAUGGAAACAUCCCUCAGCAAACCUCACACAUAAGCCAGCUAAAUGCAUACAAAAUACAUAUUUAUUAUAACUCAAUCAAUAAGCCCACAGAGCAGCAAACAAAUCGUGACGCAGUGACUGCGCUACAGCCCUGAAAGCGCUCCCCGCUUUUAGUUUUAAAAUAUACCACGUGAUGACGACGUCUUUCAUCACAUGCGAGUGACGUCACCGGCGGCCUAAUCGUCACUUGGAACUUGCAGCGACCGAGUCUGCAUUAACUGUUUUUCUUCCGGGAGCUGUACUGCUGGUUGGGAGGGAAUUCUGCCCCAUGUCCUUUAGCAAAUGCUUCAUGGAUCCUGCACUCAUCUUGUGACUGUAGUUGAAACCUCUGCUGAUGGUCCUCAGGGAUCUACUCUGCAGAUCUCCAUUAGACCAGGAUGAGUUAGCUCAAUUUUUCUUUUUUUCUGAUGCUUCAAUCUGGAAUUUGCUUUCCAUCGCACAGGCAGGCCCUGUGUUAUGUGCCAGCUUCGUUUCAUAGCUGCAAAGCACCUAUACCAUGAGGUGUAGAAUAUACAAAAGAAAAGUGAUCAUUCUCACAUUGGUGGUGGUUGCUUGUGGCUUGGCUUUAUGGAGUAGUGGACGUCAAAAGAAAAAUGGUUUUGUUCAAGAAGUGGAAAUUGACAGAUUUCAAAACAAGGGGCACAUCUCCCCGGCAGCUAGAAAAUGGUCCAAUGAAUCCCUCUCAAACAAAGAGCAGAAGACAAAGGUAGAUAAUAUGACGCUGGUUUACAGAUCAGUUGUGUUCCAGUGGAAUUUCGACCAAGCCAUAAGAAAUGUAGACAAAAUAAACAGGCCUCAGGAUGAUGUGGUUGUGGUAGUCCAGGUGCACAACAGGCCUGAAUUUCUGAGACGUCUCUUGGACUCAUUAGGAAAAUCAAAGGGUAUUGAGAAUGUGCUUUUGGUUUUUAGCCACGAUUACUGGUCCCCGGAAAUUAACCAGAUCAUCGCGAGUGUUCAUUUUUGUCAAGUCUUACAGAUUUUUUUCCCCUUCAGUAUUCAGCUUUAUCCCAACGAAUUUCCUGGACAUGACCCUAAAGAUUGCCCAAGAGACAUACAGAAAAAAGAUGCCGUUCAACUGGGCUGUAUCAAUGCAGGAUAUCCAGACUCUUUUGGACAUUACAGAGAGGCUAAAUUCUCCCAAACAAAACAUCACUGGUGGUGGAAAUUGCAGUUUGUGUGGGAUAAGUUAAAGGUAUUGAAAGAGCAUAAUGGACUGGUCUUGUUCAUUGAAGAGGAUCACUACUUGUCUCCAGAUUUUUAUCACAUCCUUAAAAAAAUGUGGAACAAGAAAAACGAAGAGUGCCCUGACUGUGAUGUGCUAUGUCUUGGAACAUACGCUCAUGUAUCAUUCGCUGACAAAGCCGAUAAAGUGGAAGUGAAAACGUGGAGAUCCACCGAGCAUAACAUGGGAAUGGCUAUGAACAAGGAAACUUACAAAACACUUACAGCUUGUUCUGAAACCUUCUGCACUUACGAUGACUACAACUGGGAUUGGAGCCUUCAGUAUUUAACUGUUAAUUGUCUUCCUAAAUUCUGGAAAGUUAUGGUCCCUGAGGUUCCCAGAAUUUACCAUAUAGGAGACUGUGGUCUGCACCAUAAUAAGCCUUGUAGACCAACUACAGAAAGUGCCAAACUCGAGGCUUUGUUUACAAGCAGUCAACGAGAUUUGUUUCCUGAGAACAUAGCUAUUAGCAGGAGGUAUACAAUGGCUGCUUUAUCACCCCAUGUUAAAAAUGGAGGCUGGGGUGAUAUAAGAGACCAUGAAUUAUGUAAAAGUUAUCAUCGGUUACAGUGAAACUGAAUCUUUUUAAGUUUGUAAUACUGCAUACUGUCUUUGCUAUUCUCUGGAUUUUAUCAUAAAUUGAGCAAUCGUACAACGAUUGUCAUAAUAGUCGAUGCAUUACAUUGUGUGAAACCUCUUAUGAAAGGCUGUUUUUGUUCAUUGUUUCUUACUUAUGAAGAAUCAAGCAAUGUGCAUUAUGUUUAUCAAAUUCAUUUAGAAAAUAAAUGAUUUCAUUAUCUGAA